Messenger RNA from Pocillopora meandrina, 2981 nucleotides. The record is from the annotation of a GenBank genome assembly. Lineage: Eukaryota; Metazoa; Cnidaria; Anthozoa; Scleractinia; Pocilloporidae.
UUAAAAAAAGUGCGUCGGUCAUUGGAAUACUUAAACAAAGCUCGUCUUCAAAGAAUCAUCAAUUUACUGGAUUAUGUAGAAGACCAAGGAUGGGCAGAUGGCAGUGCUAUAGGUUCCUUGAAUCAUGAGAUGAAUCGAAAUGGCGCUGCAUAUAUGCAUACUAUCCUUUUACUUAAAGAUAGUCUACACAAACAUUCCACAAACAAGAGCAGACUGCUGAGCUUGAUCAAGACCGCAAAAUGGUAUAACGACUUUGGAGAAGUUUAUCAAAAGAAAUUCGAGUUCGCAGGGACGACAGCCGACAGAAUGAUUACUAUAAUGCUGUUUCGGCUCAUCAUUGUUUUAGUGAUGCCUACAAGUUCUGAGGAAGAGAUAAAAGCCAGACAAAGAGAUAUGGACGCUGUUAAGAGAUGGAUGGACAACGCUUUGAAAAUCAACAAGGCGUUUGGAGGAGUUGUAAAGCCUGAUUACACUGGCUUCCACCACAUGGCGUUUUAUGGAUCGGCUUACAUACCGCAGGCAUUGCAUACAGCAUCACAACUGCAGUACCUUCUUGAAGGAACUGAUUUUGCCUUAUCGGCAUCAUCGAAAAGAAACCUACUAAAAUCACUCAAAACUCUGCGAGUUACAGCUGUGAAAUACUCUACGCCCAGUAGCGUAGGAGGACGCUUUACCGAGUACUUCAAAGCUGUUUUGGUGAAAAUACUCCCUGCAUACGCUUACAUCAGCGUAUCUCAUUCAAAAUCACUGGCCUCAACACCAAAAGCUGGCACAUCCGUGCCUGAUGUCACUAGCGAUGUGAAAAUGUUUCUACGUCUUUACCAACCUUCAGACGAUUUAAUUGUUAAUUAUCUCAAUGAUGGAACAAUUCGAAAAGGCAAAUCCUACAUGAAUACUCUGGGGUCUUUGGAAAUAAUGAGCCAAGUACGUAAGACUCGAAUUAUCUUAAUAUGUAUGCAACAAUUGUUGAGAUACCUAGAGCAUUACUAAUGAUGGAGUGCUUUCAUUCUUAUCAUCUUAUUGCACUCUCCAACGUUUUAGACCCACGUUAAUACACAUUCAUAUUGUGGCAGAAAGAAUAACUUCUCUUCAAUCAAUAGAGGAUCGGUGAAUAAUACAAAAGAACAACAAAAAGCAAAACAAAACAAACCCGAAUUUGCAAAGUUCCAGUCAUCAAUAGAUACUGCCUUUAAACUUUUGAGAUUCCUAUUGGAAUGACGCAAAAAGUGUUAAACACCCUAUAUGGCUGAUACGUCAAAAUUUAAUAGUCAAUAGCAUCUAGUGAAUUUUUCCGAAUUAUAGACUCUAACCAGUUAGACAUGUAGGUGAAUAUAACCCCAUGAUACCUGAUUUUUGUUUUAGGUAUGUUUAGAUAAGCUUGGUUCUCAAUCACAAGUAUAAAAUCGAGUAGUCCUCCGGACACAUUCCGUACUUUAUUAAGAAAUUAAUAAUAAUUAGUUUCUAUACAGUAACUUUAAGCUAUCAUUGCCAUAUUGUAGUCCGAUGAUGUUUAUCAAAAACCCUUUUUUGGUGACUAGGUGUUCCAGAAAGCCAGUGUAAAUAAGAAAAUGACCGCUGAGUCAUCUCCGGAGGGGCAUUGGUCCAAGAACUUUUCAGCUCUUUCUAUUCACCGUCGUGAAGACUGGGCAGUUACAGUGAAAGGCUUUAACAGAUUUGUGUGGGACUUUGAGCAGGGCAAGGUUCAAAAUUUGCACGGUAUUUUUCAAAGCCAUGGCCAGAUGAUUAUUGCUAAUGACGAGGAGUCGUUAAAGGCACAUGAUAUAGAGAACGGAUGGGACUGGACAAAAAUACCGGGAGCCACUACAAUGAAUCUAACCCUUUAUGAAACACUACUAAAGAAAGCGAGGUAUUUCAGUCCGCGAUCUUCAGCCGGAGGAGUUACCUUUAAAGGGCCAGAGCCCAUCGCGAGCGGACUCUUCACCAUGGACUUUCAUCAACCAGAUUACCAGUUCUUAAACGUAAGUGAUCGUCAUCGUAAUAUGAAACUCUACUUUAAAAAAUCCGUUUUCUUUUUCCAAAGCGUAUUGGUCUGCUUAGGCAGCAACAUCAAAAUUGAAAAUGGUCCUGGAAAAGAAGCACAGACAACUCUCUUUCAAGACAAGCUUCAAAGAGGUUCAUCGACCUUCACUAUUAAAGUAGACGGUGUAUCAAAGGGUAUGUCAGCUCCUUUCCCCGCUGAGACACCGGCUUUAAGUUCAGAGGGGUACAUCACUCUUACUGACACGAAAGGCAAUAGCUACUACAUUCCAAGUUCCAGUGCUUCGAGUCUCAAGGUUAAAGUUGAGAACCAAAGCUCUAAAACUCCAGCUGACAAGCCUUCUAGUGGUCAUUAUGCCACCGCCUGGUUUGAGCACAGUUCAUCCGAUGACAAAUACGAGUACGCGAUUUACGUUAAAACACCAUCGUAUCCCAAAUCUGCCAGCGAUGUUUGGAAAUCGCAGGCGACUCAUACCACGAGAAAAGUAUACACAGUUUUGAAACAGGACAACGAAGCGCAUGUGGUGAAAUUUGAGAUGACCACAGAACGCUGGAAUUGGAUUGACGCCCAGUAUGGUUAUGCAAUAUUCGGGUCCAUCAUGGAGCUCCCAGCCGAAGGUCCAGUCAAAGCUGUCAGCAAAGAUUGCCUCAUUAUGGCGAAAGAAGAUUCGAAGUUCCUUUAUUUGAGCAUCAGCUAUCCUGAUCUCGCAUUUCCUACGUCUAAGCCUUUGGAGAAAAUACAAGACAUAAAGGUGAAAGAGGAGUACAAAAUGGAGAGCGGAGACACCGAAGUGCAGGUGACGCUGAGAUAUGAUGUACUAAAGACCCUACCCACAAAAGCGCAUGCUCAUGGAUCUCCAGCAGAAUACUUGCCAAUAGUUCGGGUUGAGUCGCCAUCCUCGCCUAAAGCGAGCAAGGGAAAUAGAGUUGUCUUUGUCAACCUUAAAGAUGGAUUCAGCGUAGAAGUUAAGCUGAGGAAGUAG